Messenger RNA from Eimeria mitis, 501 nucleotides. RefSeq lists its product as uncharacterized. The coding region runs from base 1 to 501 and encodes 166 amino acids. The transcript has a single exon. The record is from RefSeq and is a predicted model, not a curated record. Lineage: Eukaryota; Apicomplexa; Conoidasida; Eucoccidiorida; Eimeriidae.
AUGGUGCAAAUGCAUCGGACUCAGCAGCAGCAACGGCUGCUGCUGCUGCAGCAGCAGCAGCAGCAAGAACAGCAGCUGCAGCAGCAGCAGCAGCAGCGCCGGCAUCAUCAGCAGCAGCAGCAGCACCAGCUGCAGCAGCAGCAGCAGCAGCAACAGCAGCAGCAGCAGCAGCUUCUGAUCAGUCUCCAGCUAUACAGCAGCUUAAGCGAAAGAGGAAAAAUACAAGUGGCAGCAACAGCAGCAGCAACAUGGACAGCAGCAGCAGCAGCAACAGCAGCAGCAGCAGCAGCAGCAACAGCAGCAGCAGCAGCAGCAGCAGCAGCAAAGGAGAGAGGGUAUUUGCGUCUCCUUCUUCUCUUUCUAAUCCUUCAUCAGCAGGAGGAGACAAGCGGCUGCAGCAGAGGCGCAGCAGCAGCAGCCACAGCAGCAGCAGCAGCAGCAACAGCAGCAGCAGCAGCAGCAACAGCAGCAGCAGCAGCAGCAGCAGCAGCAGCAGCAUGA